Molecule: messenger RNA, 525 nt
Organism: Apiotrichum porosum
Lineage: Eukaryota; Fungi; Basidiomycota; Tremellomycetes; Trichosporonales; Trichosporonaceae
Exons: 1
Coding region: 1-525 (174 amino acids)
Source: RefSeq, a predicted model, not a curated record
AUGCGCACCUUGUUCAUCAACGGCACCGUCGGCGUCGGCAAGACCACCACCGCCGCGGCCGUGAGCAGAAUCCUGUCUGCCCAGGGUCGACCACACGCCGUAAUCGACACGGACAGCCUGCGAGAUCGGUACCCCACACCCGUGCACGACCCGUUUGACCUCGAGCUCGAGCUGCGCAACCUCGCGGCCGUGAGCGCAAACUACCGCCAGGCAGGGUGCGAGCUGCUCAUCGUGGCGGGCGUCAUCGAGGACCCAAACGCCGUCGAGCGGUACUGCGCAGCGACGGGCGUGCCGUCAGACGGCACGGGCGAGUUCUUCUUUGUGCGGCUCAUCGCCACCCCGCAGACCAUCAACGCGCGCAUAUGCGCACGACACAUGGGCGACGAGGUCGAGCGCGACUGGUACCUCGAGCGCGCGCCGCGCCUGGCGUCCAUCCUGGAGCAGCGUGGCCUGGGACGAGCGUUUGACGCCGACAAGAGGAAAGAGGCCGUCGCGCAGGCCAUCAUGGAGGUGACACGGCUGUAA